AUGAGUGGAGCGGAUGUACGUGUUUGGGUGGACCGCUGGCUUCCAUCAUUACCUGUGGGACAUCCUGUUCCGAUUGGGGAGGUUGCGGAUGAAUCUGUGGAGCAUCUAUUCCUCAUGUGUCCGUGCGUUGCAGCCAUUUGGUUUGGUGGUGCUCUUAAUUAUCGGUUGGAUAGGGAGGGUAUCACUUCGUGGGCGAAUUGGUUGCAGGCUGUGUUCAAUCUUUCUCUAGGGUAUUCGGCUGAGGUAACGUGGGUUCAAUCUUAUGUUGCUUUUACUUGUUGGAGUAUUUGGAAAGCUCGUUGCAACUUUGUUUUUAAUCAGGUCCCCGUUCAUCCUAUGUCCGUCUUGAGGGAGGUUGCCUUUGCUGUCGGGUCUUACUGGGAGGCCGAGGGUUUGUCGCAGAUUGAAAAUUUGGUGGGUCCUGCUCGGCAGUGUUUAGUUCCUCGGUGGAUCCCUCCAACCUCUCCUUUCUUUAAAAUCAAUGUUGAUGCUAGCUGGUCUCAGGGGUCUAAAUCGGGUUUUGUUGGGGUGGUUAUGCGGGCGGAGGGGGGGAGUUUUGUGGCGGCUGCGAGGUAUGCUAUCUUGUCCCCCAGUGUUGCUGCGGCUGAGGCUUGUGCGUUAUUGCGUGGCUGUGAAUUGGGUUCCGCUUUGGGCUGUAGCUCUGUCAUUUUGGAGUCGGAUUCUCGUGAAUCCAUUUCUUGUCUUUCUGGCAAUUUGGAUUCUGGCAGUUGGGAGGCUUUUCCUAUCUUGGCUCGGGUCAAGCAGUUGAGUGAAGCUUUCCAGUUCUGUCGCUGGUCUUGGGUUCCAAGAUUAGCGAAUUCUUUGGCGGACUUUCUUGCGUCGGUUGGCUGCCCGGAGAUGUGUGAUCGGGUUUGGGUUGACAGACCCCCAUCUUCGUUGGUGCACGUUCUGAAUAAGGAUGGUCUUCCUUGUCCGCCUUGA
Messenger RNA from Malus domestica (apple), 942 nucleotides. RefSeq lists its product as uncharacterized. Lineage: Eukaryota; Viridiplantae; Streptophyta; Magnoliopsida; Rosales; Rosaceae. The record is from RefSeq and is a predicted model, not a curated record. Gene Ontology annotation, molecular function: nucleic acid binding; RNA-DNA hybrid ribonuclease activity.